GAGUGGCUGACGGUUGGCGCGACCCGGAGGGCGGGCAGGCGGCUCUCGGGGGUGCGGGCCCGCGGGGCCAGGACCUUGGUAUUUAGCCUUGGCUGUCCUCAAAUUCUUGGAGCUUCUACCGCAGCCUCCAAUACCAUGCUCUUGAUUCAAGUCUCCUAAGGACAUAAAAGCAUCUGGACUCUUGUAAAUGGCUCACCAUGCAGAACCACUGAGAUGUGCAUAUUCCCAGUUCCUGGCACAGAGUAAACACUCGCGAGGGCCUGCUCCAUGGGCUUCGGAAUCAGAGAGAACUCGCUUCGGAAUCUCAGAAAGGCUCCAGGAAGCAGAGUCAAGGCCAGGGAGACGAUGGUCUCAGUGACUAUGGCCACUUCUGAGUGGAUCCAGUUCUUCAAGGAAGCUGGCAUUCCCCCAGGACCUGCUGUCAAUUAUGCUGUGAUGUUUGUGGAUAAUCGGAUCCAGAAGAGCAUGCUGCUAGAUCUCAAUAAGGAAAUCAUGAACGAGCUGGGCGUGACUGUAGUGGGUGACAUCAUUGCCAUCCUCAAGCAUGCCAAGGUGGUACACCGCCAGGACAUGUGCAAAGCUGCCACUGAAUCAGUGCCCUGCAGCCCCAGCCCCCUCCAGGGUGAGCUUCGCCGCGGUGCCGCUAGCGCUGCUUCUCGAAUGAUCACCAACAGCCUGAACCAUGACUCUCCACCCCACACUCCGCCAAGGCGCUCGGACACCAGCAGCUCCAAGAUCUCCGUCACCGUGUCCAACAAGAUGGCAGCGAAGAGUGCCAAGGCUGCCGCUCUGGCCCUCAGGGAGGAGGAGAGCCUGGUUGUUCCUACCAAGAGGCGGCGGGUGACAGCCGAGAUGGAGGGAAAGUACAUCAUCCACAUGCCCAAGGGGACCACCCCCCGUACACGCAAGAUCCUGGAGCAGCAGCAGGCAGCGAAAGGUCUCCAUAGAACAUCCGUGUUCGAUCGCCUUGGUGCUGAGACCAAAGUAGACACUACGACAGGGACUAAGCCCACAGGAGUUUUCAGCCGCUUAGGGGCCACCCCGGAGAUGGAUGAGGAUUUGGCCUGGGACAGUGACAAUGACAGCAGCAGCUCUGUCCUGCAGUAUGCUGGGGUCCUAAAGAAGCCAGGACGGGGCCCCACCAAGGCCAGUCCCCAGCCAGCACUGACUGUCAAAGCCAAAGCUACAAGCUCUGCAACCACAACAGCUCCAAGACUGCGGCGCCUGGCGCUUCCCUCUCGUCCUGGACCAGAGAAGAAGCCAGAGUCCCUGCCCAAAGUCAGUGUCCUUCAGAGACUGGGCAAGACUGCUGUUGUGGCUGAGGCCCAGGACAGCCAGGUUACAAGCACCAAGAGUAAGUCCUCAGCUGAGGUCAAGUUCGCCAUUAAGAGGACACUGGUAGGGCCCCGGGGGAGCAGCUCUAUUGAGAGCCUUGGUGCCCAGAUGGACCAUGCAGGCGCUGUGAGCGUGUUCAAAAGACUGGGCCGAAGGACCUUCUAGCUGGCACGCAGGGUGGGGUGCAGCAUGCAAUGGCAGGCAGGUUCCUGCUUCUGUCCCUUCCAGCCUUCCUGCUCUUCCCAGCUCUAGAUGACACAAAGCCUGGCUCUUUCCAGCAUUCAUGCUGGUUCCAAGCACUUGGGUACACAGGCAUUUCCCCUGGUUUUGGAUGUUCCUGUGGCCUGACCUUGCCUGCUCUGGGACCCUCCCUUUCUGUGUCGUCGUGUCGUCCCCCCCCCCCCCCCGUGCACUAGCCGUGGCCUUGGCAGAUUCUCCUUUUCUACCUCUCCCCAAAGCCAAGUGCCCUGCCCCUUCCAUGCAGCCCACCCCCACCAGCAGCUUCUGCUGCCUUAUGUCUUCCUGUCCUGGCUACCCCACCAGAGGUGUCACCUGGAGGCACCCCCUUUGCCCUACCCUGUGGCUUCCCUUCCUCCCCCCUUCCCCCUGCUGUAGUGUCUCUCUUCUCUUCACUCUUUUCAUUUCUCUUCUGUUUUCUGUCCCUGUGGCAAGGCCCGACCGUCCGCUGCAUCCUGCCUGACCCUCCUGCACCUCUGACCUCCCAGCGGCCCCCUCGUCGACGGUGGCGUCGAACCUGUAAAGACUGUUAGCUGCCUUCCAUUCCCAGGCUGGAGGGAGGCCCCCCAUCCUGGCCUGCAGCUGGGGCACCUCCGUUUCCCUGCCCUGGCCAUCUUUUUCCUUGGUGGGUGGUGGGCAGCAGACACUGGGGAGGGGAGGGGUGCUGGGGGAAGGUGACAGCUGUUUUAAUAUAUUUUUGUGACUUCUAAACUGUCCUUCCCCCUCCUUCAGUGGGAGUUGCAGGUCUGUUCUUCACACCUCACCAACACAGCCAACACCCUGGGGUGGGGCAGGUGAAGGGCAUAGUGGUGACAACACCAGAAAGCCAUCUCCUCCCAUCCAAGUGGAGUGGUCUUUCACUGGCUUCUCCAUCAAUUUCACCUGUUCUGCCACACUGCCUGUGGGUGGCUUGGUUUUAUUUGAGAUAGGAUCUCAUUAUAUAGCCCUGGCUUACCUGGAACUUGCUAUGUAGAUCAGGUUGGCCUCAAAUUCUCAAGAGACCUGCCUGUCUGCAAGUGCUGGGAUUAAAGGCUUUUGCCCUCAUACCCAGCCGGAUUUCUUUCCUUUUUCUUUCUUUUUUCUUUGAAACUCAAGAUGGCCCAAACUUGAUAUAUAGUUGAAGAAGACUUGGAAUGUCUCUCUUUUAAAAACAUAAUUAUUUUGUGUAUAUAGAUAUGUUGCCUCUGUGUGUGUAUCAGGCACAUGAGUGCCUGAUGAUUCCCAUGGAGACUGGAAGAAGAUUUUGGGUCCCCUGGAAAUGGAGUUAAGGAUGGUUGUGAGCCCCUAUAUGGUCUCUGGCAACCAAACUUAAGUCCCUGUAAUAGCAACAAAUGCUCUUAACCACUGAGCCAUGUCUUCUACCCCUGCUUUGAGUUUCUAAUUUUCUACUCUCUACUUUGAGACUUGUGACAGCUAGGCCUAUGCUGCCAUUCCAGGGUUGUGUGUGGUGCAGGAGACUAGGCCCAGGCUUUACAUUGAUACUCUUGUUGGCCUUUUUCUCUCUGCUUUCUUUUUGAGACAGUGUGUUACUCUGUAGCACAGGUUGACUUCAAACUCAGGAUUCCCUUGCCUCUACUGGACUGAAGCAAUUUACAGGCAUGGGCCAACUACUAACAGCCUCUCAGCUGUCCUGAGGUGGUGCUGCGCAAAGACACAGGGCCGAGGGAUGAGGCUUGGCCAGUACCACUGUCGUUGUAUAGUCAGAAGAUUUUGACGUGACACCAUUGGGUGAACUGGGGAUAAGAAGAGGUAAUUUUUCAAACUUCAGAAGAACGUUCUGACAGAAAGACAGACAAAGGCAAAGGCCUUGAGGUGGGGCAAUGACCAGGAAGAUGGCUGGCCAUGAGAACUGCAUGGCUGCUAGUGGCAGCGAUGGAGAACGAAUGGGAAGAACAGGGUGGGGAACAGUUCUAAUUCACUGUGUAGAGGCACCUGGUAGAGUGGGUAUGUGUAUAAUUCCAGCUUCCGGGAGACUGAGGCUUGAGGCAGAGGCAGGGGGCGGAUCUCUGUGAGUUCAAGACCAGCCUGAUAUACAGAGCAAUAUUUCCAGGACAGCCAGGACUACAAAGUGAAGCCCUAUCUCGAAAAACCAAAAAGAAAAAUAUAGUUUUCUCUCAUACAUUAUAUACAAACUGAAGUUUCCCCUCCUUCCACUCUUCCCAGUUUGCCCAACUCACCUCUCUUCUCCCCUAGGUCCACUCCUCUCUUUUCCUUCAAAAACAAGGAUAGGUCUUCCAGGGAUAUUGCUCCAAACAUGGUAUAACAAAUCACAAUAAGACAGACCCUCUCAAGGCUGGACAAGGCAAUCCAGUAGGAGGGAAAGGGUCCCAGUCAUAGGCAACAGAGACAACCCCCUAUUCCUACUGUUGGAAGUCCCACAAAAACACCAAGCUACACAGCCAUAACAUAUGCAGAGGACCCAGUUCAGACCUAUUACAGGGUCUGUGAUUGUUGCUUCAGUCUCUGUGAGCCCUUACAAACCCUGCUUAGUUGAUUCUGUGGACUGUGUUCUCAUGGUGUCCUCAACCCAACCCUUCUGGCUCCUACAAUCCUUCCUCCCCUACUUUGGGGUUCUGCCUAGUGUUUGGCGGUGGGUCUCUGCAUCUGCUCCCAUCAGCUGCUAGAGGAAGCCUCUCUGAUGACUAUUGGGUAGGCACCAGUCUAUUAGUAUAGCAGAAUAUCAUUAGGGAUCAUUUAAUUGACUUUUUUUUCCCAGUCAUGUUUGGUUCUGUCCUGGAUCUAUGGGCUGUUCAGCUUCUGGGUCCUGCAUCUAGCUUGAACCAGGUGUGGGCUCCAGAGGGAACUUUGCUGUUUAUUUUUCUUCUAAUGCUGGGGAUCAAAUCUAGUGUCUUUCACACGCUAACAACGCUAGCAAGUGUACCAGCUGUCAGUUUCUAAACAUCUCCUCUUAAAUCCUUCUUUAUGUCCAGGAGGUGGUAGCGCACACUUUUAAUCCCAGCACCCGGGAGGCAGAGGCAGGCGGAUUUCUGUAAGUUUGGGGACAGUCUGGUCUACAAGAGCUAGUUCCAAGACAGCUGGUACUGUCACACAGAGAAACCU
Messenger RNA from Microtus oregoni (creeping vole), 4632 nucleotides. RefSeq names its product chromosome unknown C19orf47 homolog (gene CUNH19orf47). The transcript is spliced from 11 exons. Bases 268 to 1500 code for a protein of 410 amino acids. Gene Ontology annotation, cellular component: nucleus. The record is from RefSeq and is a predicted model, not a curated record. Lineage: Eukaryota; Metazoa; Chordata; Mammalia; Rodentia; Cricetidae.